Molecule: messenger RNA, 1320 nt
Organism: Tricharina praecox
Lineage: Eukaryota; Fungi; Ascomycota; Pezizomycetes; Pezizales; Pyronemataceae
Exons: 2
Coding region: 92-1198 (368 amino acids)
Source: RefSeq, a predicted model, not a curated record
UAGGUACCUACCCAACCCCUCCUUCCUGUACGUCUCGACUGGCAUCGUGAAGUCAGAACAGCAGGCUUCACCGCUGCCACUUCCGAUAGAGAUGAAGACUCCACUCCUCCUCCGCAUCCUCUGCGUCCUCGCAACAUUCGCAUCACCAUCCGCCGCCCUCUCCGCCGCCAACAGCAACUCGACCGAUCUCGUAUCAUGCGUAUACCCCGUGAGCGGCAGCUACGGCCUGCUCCCGCGCUGCCUCUUCUACGUAACCCUCGUCUUCGCCGUAGUCGGCGCCCACCGCUGGCUCGUCGUCGGCUGCCUACUAUCCUCGAUGACGACCAGCUCCGUGGGUGCAUUCCACGCGAUGGUGCUGGGCCACGACGGCAAUAACCCGUCCGUCAUCGACCUCGACGCACGCGUGCUCCUCGUCCUCUUGUCCACCUGUGUACUGUGCUUCUGCCCACUGAUCCAGUGGGCGCCUGCGCUGCGCAACCCCGCGGGCCGACGGAUAUUCGAGAUAUGGGGGCUCCUGAUAUGGGCGGGGGAGAUGUGCUGCAUCGUGGUGUAUCUACUGCAAAUUUUAGCCGGAGACUCCGCCGAUCAGAAGAGCAGCGAGGUAGCGUGUCGAGGUGCCGACGGACAACUAUUACGCACGCCCCUGGACAUCGCGGUAUCGGGCUCUGACUGCAGCUACGAGUGCUUCAGCCGUGGUUCAGUCCUGCGCGGUUCCUUGGAGGUGCUCGUGGUCCCCAUCGCCAUGCUCGACGGCGCGCUGCAGAAAAAAGCGCUCAUAUUCACGACCGCGCUUACGCUGCUGGCGAUGGUCGGAAUGCCAGUGUACGCAGUUCACGCGCGUAACGCGCUGGUGAUAAACUUCCAGAAGAUACGGAUCCUAUCCUCGCUCGGAGAGGACAUAAAGGACAUCUCGGAGACCAGGCUGAACCACCUCAAGAUGGACAAGUCGAAGAUCUUUAAUCGCAUCUGCUUCGCGGCACUCAUCGCCGUGAUCAUCCUCAACGAAUAUAUCUUUGCUACUAUGAGCGGCGGCUUGCCGAGCUUCGAUCCAAUGUUUUCGAUCGGCCAGUGGGAGCCGUGGGUGAAGGCUGGCGUCCUCAUGGGCGCGGCGUUGGUCAAUGGGAUAAUGGAAGAGUCCGGGGACACCAGGCGGCGGAGGACUAGGAGAUCGGGGAAUGCCGAGAAAAGUUUGGCUUGAUUGGGAUCGUUAGUUGAAGCUUAGUGUCCGUCCGGCGGCUUUAGUUUAGGAGCCUGGAAUGGAAUGGAAAACAAUGACUGAGCUGGAGUACUAGUACUAGUACCAAGUUUGAAGAUUCGUGG